AUGACCCAGACCCUCAAGCUCGCCUCCAGAGUGUUCCAUCGCCUCCGCUGUGCUCCCGAGCUGGGCACCUCACUGGGUUCCAGAGGCUCCGACUCAGCGCCCCGGAGCUUGGCGGACAUCCCAGGCCCCUCCACACCCGGCUUCCUUGCCGAACUUUUCUGCAAGGGGGGGCUGUCGCGGCUACACGAGCUGCAGGUGCAGGGAGCCGCGCGCUUCGGGCCGGUGUGGUUGGCCAGCUUCGGGACGGUGCGCACGGUGUACCUGGCGGCCCCUACGCUCAUCGAGCAGCUCCUACGACAGGAGGGUCCCCGGCCCGAGCGCUGCAGCUUCUCCUCCUGGGCUGAGCACCGUCGCUGCAGCCAGCGGGCUUGUGGACUACUCACCGCGGAAGGCGAAGAAUGGCAGAGGCUCCGCAGCCUGCUGGCCCCGCUCCUCCUCCGGCCUCAAGCGGCCGCCCGCUACGCCGGGACCCUGGACGACGUGGUCCGUGACCUCGUGAGACGACUGCGGCGCCAGCGGGGACGGGGCGCUGGGCCGCCUGCUCUGGUUCGGGACGUGGCAGGGGAGUUUUACAAGUUUGGACUAGAAGGCAUAGCCGCUGUGCUGCUGGGUUCGCGCCUGGGCUGCCUGGAGGCCGAAGUGCCCCCAGACACUGAGGCCUUCAUCCGCGCGGUGGGUUCCGUGUUUGUGUCCACGCUGCUGACCAUGGCGAUGCCCAACUGGCUGCAUCGCCUCGUGCCCGGACCCUGGGGACGCCUCUGCCGAGACUGGGACCAGAUGUUCGCAUUUGCCCAGCAGCACGUGGAGCGGCGCGAGGCCGAGGUCGCCGGGAGGAGCCCGGGAAAGCCUGAGGAGGACAUGGGAUCUGGGGCGCACCUUACCUACUUCCUGUUCCGGGAAGAGUUGUCAGCCUCGUCCAUCCUGGGGAAUGUGACGGAGCUGCUACUGGCUGGAGUGGACACGGUGUCCAACACGCUCUCUUGGGCUCUGUAUGAACUCUCUCGGCACCCCGAAGUCCAGACGGCCCUGCACUCCGAGAUCACAGCUGCCCUGGGCCCUGGCUCCAAUGGCCACCAUUCAGCCACUGCUCUGUCCCGGCUGCCCCUGCUUAAGGCCGUGGUCAAGGAAGUGCUGAGACUGUACCCCGUGGUACCUGGAAAUUCCCGUGUCCCAGACAGAGACAUUCAUGUGGGUGACUAUAUUAUCCCAAAAAAUACGCUGGUCACACUGUGUCAUUAUGCCACAUCAAGGGACCCUGCUCAGUUUCCAGAGCCAAAUUCUUUUCGUCCAGCUCGCUGGUUGGGGGAGGGUCCAGCGCCCCAUGCGUUUGCAUCUCUCCCUUUUGGCUUUGGCAAGCGCAGCUGUAUGGGGAGACGCCUGGCAGAGCUUGAGCUGCAAAUGGCUUUGGCCCAGAUCUUGAUCCACUUUGAGGUGCAGCCUGAGCCAGGUGCUACUCCAAUCAGACCCAUGACCCGGACUGUCCUGGUACCCGAGAGGAGCAUCAACCUACAGUUUGUGGACAGAUAGUCCCAUGGAAGGAGGCUGUCAUCAUCACC
Molecule: messenger RNA, 1556 nt
Organism: Equus caballus (horse)
Lineage: Eukaryota; Metazoa; Chordata; Mammalia; Perissodactyla; Equidae
Gene: CYP27B1
Product: cytochrome P450 family 27 subfamily B member 1
Biological process (GO): glucocorticoid biosynthetic process; cholesterol metabolic process; cortisol metabolic process
Cellular component (GO): mitochondrial inner membrane
Molecular function (GO): monooxygenase activity; oxidoreductase activity, acting on paired donors, with incorporation or reduction of molecular oxygen; iron ion binding
Source: RefSeq, marked provisional